Xylaria bambusicola is the source of this 1966-nucleotide messenger RNA. Its product is annotated as acyl-CoA dehydrogenase. The transcript has 4 exons. The coding region runs from base 343 to 1695 and encodes 450 amino acids. NCBI's taxonomy places the organism in Eukaryota, Fungi, Ascomycota, Sordariomycetes, Xylariales, Xylariaceae. The record is from RefSeq and is a predicted model, not a curated record. Gene Ontology annotation, molecular function: oxidoreductase activity, acting on the CH-CH group of donors; flavin adenine dinucleotide binding.
UCCUCUUCGCGAGUUGGCUUACUUACCUAAGCAAUGGAUACCUAUAUCCUUUUCCCCCCUUAUUCCCCAGAUCAUACGACAAUAGCGCGCUGCAGCGCUGCAGCUCCCUAACUCAAGUAGGUAGUCAAGUACCCCGCUGUAACCCCUGUCGUACCUCGGCCAUACUUCGUAAGCUGGUGCUGAUGAUUUGACAUUUCCGCCUCGGCCUGGAGCUGCAUUAUCCAUCUUCAGUUUAAAUGUCAAUAGUUUUUGUGAAACCUGUUUGGGACCAUUUUUAUCUUUUGCAGCAACUGUUUUGAAAGAAUUCCGGGCCAUAGCGUGUUGUCUGAACUAUCUGUCGUGAUGUCUGCUCAAAUCCCUGAUCUAGUCGCCAGUCGCGUCAGCGACAAGGCAAAGAGGCAAUUAGAUAUCGUCGCCAAAUUUGUCGAGGAAGAGUGUAUCCCUGCGGAUCCCGUCUUCGAAGCCCAGAUCGGGCAGGGUGCAUCACGAUGGGAAAACCAUCCAGCUAUCAUAGAUGAGCUAAAGGCAAAAGCAAAGAAACUGGGUCUUUGGAAUAUGUUCUUGCCAAAGGGCCACUAUAAGGAGUCGCCGGGAUACACGAACUUAGAAUACGGUCUGAUGGCCGAGUGGCUGGGCAAAUCUAGGACAGCAUCGGAAGCCACAAACUGUGCCGCCCCUGAUACAGGCAAUAUGGAAGUUCUAGCCAAGUACGGCAACGAUGCCCAGAAGGCAAAGUGGCUCAAGCCCUUGAUGGAUGGAGAAAUUCGAUCCGCCUUCCUCAUGACAGAACCAGAUGUGGCUUCCUCUGAUGCCAAGAAUAUCCAAUUGAGUAUGAGGAAAGAGGGCGAUGAAUAUGUCCUCAACGGAUCAAAAUGGUGGUCUAGUGGCGCAGGUGACCCGCGAUGUAAGGUCUAUAUUGUUAUGGGCAAGUCGGAUCCCGAUAACAAGGAUCCAUACAAGCAACAAUCCGUCAUUAUCGUACCAGCCGGCAUCAAGGGCAUCACCAUUCACCGGAUGUUGAAUGUUUACGGUUAUGAUGAUGCGCCUCAUGGACAUGGACACAUCUCAUUCGACAAUGUCCGAGUGCCUGCCAGCAACCUUGUGCUUGGUGACGGCCGCGGCUUCGAGAUCAUUCAAGGUCGCCUUGGACCUGGUCGAAUUCACCACGCCAUGCGAAGCAUCGGAGCGGCCGAGAGAGCGCUAGAGUGGAUGUUGAUGAGAAUCAACGACCCCAAGAAGACGCCCUUUGGCAAGCAGUUGAGGCAGCAUGGCGUUAUCCUCGAGUGGGUUGCAAAAUCCCGUAUUGAAAUCGAUUCUGCGCGCUUGGUCGUACUAAAUGCGGCGGUGCGGAUGGAUGAUCUCGGCCCGAAGGCCAGUCUCCGGGAGAUUGCGCAGGCGAAAGUGCUCAUUCCCCAGAUGGCUCUGACAGUGAUUGACCGAGCCGUACAAACCUUUGGUGGAGCCGGUGUGAGCCAGGACACACCACUCGCCAAUAUGUGGGCGCAAAUCCGGACUCUCCGGUUAGCGGACGGGCCCGACGAGGUUCAUCUACAGCAAAUGGGUCGCAACGAGAACGCGAGGGGGCAAGAAGUCACGCAGAAGAUUCAAUCCCAGAAGCAAAAGACGGAGCAGCUGCUGAAGCAGUACGGCGUACAACGCUUCCAACCAGGCACAAAAAUCCAGCACAAGUUAUAAUGUACUACAGCACAUAGGUAUCACAGGUCAUAAUAUGGAGUUUAUUGAGGCUUUCGAUAUAAAUUGGCUGAGUGGAUAAGGCUGGGGAAUCUCAAGCCCGUGUAGAAGUAGGCAAUCAAACAGAUGUCAUUGUUACCCAAUGACAAAGUUCGCUCUCUUGUCACGAGUUUAUGUUGUUGUUUAUGGACCCUUGAAAAUUAGGGUAUACUAUGGAUGUCGAUAUACCUAGGUAGGCUCAUGGUGUAGUGUAAGUGACGAAGUUCGCUCUGGA